AUGUGUGAAUCAGCUGAGAUUGAAGGAAGAAUUUACGAUUUGGGAGGUCAAGUUCUUGCUGCAAACAGUGCUCCUGCUAUAUUUCACUUGGCAAAGGAAGUUGGGGCUGAAACAGAGGAGAUGGACGCCCACAAUUUUGCUAUGAUUGACAGUUCCACAGGAAAAUAUAAUGACUUGAAAGUGGCAGAUGAUUAUGUGUAUGCAAUCUCUCUGACCUUGGAACUCCAGGAAAAGGCCAAGGCUUCGGGCAGAAUUGGGGUCCAUGCUGUCAGUGACAUUGCUUCAGAUUUGACUCCUGUGUUUCUUGAGGACCAUGGAUUUAAAUCAAUUCCUAAAUCUGUGGCUUAUGGAUACACUGCUUCUGGAUAUGGCUUUGUUCAAGACAUGCCUUAUGCUUACAUUCAUGAAUUCACCAAGACCUCAAUGGCGGGAAAGAUUCGGCGCUUCAAAGGAGGUUACACAAGUGUUUGGCAGAAAAUAAGUGAAGGGCUACCUAUAGAAGUUUGCUGCAAUACUGAAGUAAUAGCAAUCAGACGCAACUCAAUUGGUAUCAGAGUUGAUGUCAAGGAUCAUAGUGGCGCAAAGCAAGUUGUGGAGUUUGAUAAAAUCAUUAUCUCUGGUUCUUUUCCCUUCAACAGUGGAAAGACUUACAGAUCACCUUCUUCAAGCACAUUAGGUUAUUGA
Ilex paraguariensis (yerba mate) is the source of this 684-nucleotide messenger RNA. The record is from the annotation of a GenBank genome assembly. NCBI's taxonomy places the organism in Eukaryota, Viridiplantae, Streptophyta, Magnoliopsida, Aquifoliales, Aquifoliaceae.